AUGCCUCCCGCGCAAACUCCCCACCGGACGCCCUUAAGACGCGUCUCGCAGGGUUCCCUCUUCCGCCUUUCGCGUUCCGGCGCGUACCCAGACGCCCCGCAUGGCCUGGGCUUUCUUGAACCAGCAAUGGCGGAGCUCCUCGACGAAACCGACGCCCUACAAACCAACAUUGCUGGCAUGAAGAACCUCAGCGAUUCUCUCGCCACAUUCAACGAGUCCUUCGCCAGUUGGCUGUAUAUCAUGAACAUGAACGCGUUGACGACGGAUUGGCCCCAGGCUCCUACCCCACUUUCAUUCCAGAGAGCGAAGCAACGUGCAGAGGAAGACGCACAAACGGCUCUAGAAGCUCUGCAGACAAAGAACGAUGCCAAAGCCCGCGAAAUAGAGAUCGCUGCUGCAGUCGGCGCUGCAGACAAGACGACAGCGACAGACGCAGAUACGACAUAUGCGGCAAACGUCACCACCGCCACGGGUGUUUCUUCGAAUAAGUCGACAGGAUUACCGAAGAAGAAGGUUGCUAAAGCGAAGUUGACGGCGAAGGAGAAGAAGGAACGAAGCAUUGAGAAGAUCGUUACAUGUCUUCCUCUCGAAUUUCGAGGCAGUGAUCCAGGUCUUCGCAGAAAUAUGGAGAUGGUCAUCGAAGGGCUCAUGUACUCCACCGUGCCAGGUCUCAAACUGACCGACCUCAUCACCCCGCCUGAUUUGAAUCAAGCACGGGUGAAUAAAUGCCUCAUUGCCCUUGUCAACCGGAAAGUCGUGCAGAAGGACAACAGCACCGGCACCGUCCUAUAUAGAUGGAAAGGAAUUCCAUGA
This is a messenger RNA of Cyclocybe aegerita, 813 nucleotides long. NCBI's taxonomy places the organism in Eukaryota, Fungi, Basidiomycota, Agaricomycetes, Agaricales, Hemipholiotaceae. The record is from the annotation of a GenBank genome assembly.